CAGUAAUUUCCCUCAGUUACGUGGGAUGCCAGUCUAAUGACAUCGGAAUAACACAAACAUCAGAGGAUGCUCGAGCACGUGCGCGCUUCAUCGUCACUGUCCGAAAUAUUAACGCGCGCGCCCUUACCAAACAAACUCGAAUUCAGAACCGUUCAAACGCAGACGACGGAACGUUCACUCGCUGCCUGUAAAAAAAAACGUGUUGUUGAGUUCCCGCCCAGUACGUGAGGGAAUGUUGAGGAAAGGAGCGUAAUUUGGAGUUUAAGAUCAGAACUCGCAGGUGAAUUAUUUUCAGUAAUAAUAUGACGGCUCUUACAGCCAGGUCCAAAAACUUUGUUAAAAUUGGAUAUUGUUAAAAGCCGGAUGCAAACCGUUUCGAUUUGGGAAAAGUGCUUCCAGGAUAAACUAUUUAACCCGUCUGAUCCUUGAGUAGACUACGUUGGAAGCUUUUCAUCACUUGAACUUUUGAAGGUUUAUUUAUUAACAAGUAACCCAAGAUAUAGCUGCAUCGCUUGAGAUAAACUGAGGAAUCAUAAUGUGAGAAGUGUUGGAGUCCUUUCCCAACUUUCUCACUGGAAGGUGCUCAUAGACGCCAUCUGCUGUUCAAAAGUGCUCGCGGGGACCUCGUGGAAAAUGGAUGAAGUGUUUAAAUCUGGAAUGAAUGACAUUAUAGUUAGACAUUACAACCACUCGGGCAAGUGGGGAAGGCCAAAGAGCACCGUUACAUACAAGACAGCCUUCCUCAUUUGCAUCUGCGCUCUGAUCGUGUUGGAAAACAUCACUGUACUACUAGCACUGUGGCGCAACAAGCGCUUCCACAGCCGCAUGUACUUUCUCAUCGGCAACCUGGCACUUUCAGACUUGUUAGCAGGAGUGGCGUACGUGGUUAACAUCUUCACCUCCGGCCGCAAUACUUUUUUCCUCAGCACGGGCCAGUGGCUGCUGCGCGAGGGGAGCAUGUUUGUGGCACUUAGCGCUUCGACCUUCAGCUUGCUCGCUAUUGGGAUCGAGCGCCACAUGACCAUGGUUCGUCUACGGCCGUGUGAGACCACAGGAAGGGGGAGGUUGCUAGCUCUUCUGGGAGCCUGCUGGGCCGUUUCGGUCCUGCUGAGCUCCUUGCCUAGUCUCGGCUGGAACUGUUUGGGCCGACUCCACACUUGCUCCACUGUCCUACCACUGUACGACAAAAGCUACAUAGCCUUCUGCAUCAGCGUCUUCACGGCCCUCCUAGCGGCAAUCGUGGUGCUAUACGUGCGCAUCUACCUGCUAGUUACGUCCAGCGGGCGCAGAGUGAGUUCCCGGCCAUCGGACCGCUCUCUCGCACUUCUGCGCACGGUAGUGAUAGUACUGGGAGUUUUUGUGGCCUGUUGGGCUCCCCUUUUUCUGCUACUGCUGCUGGAUGUGGGAUGCAGUCCGGAGCGGUGCCCGGUUCUCUAUAAGGUGGACUGGUUCAUCGCUCUGGCCGUGCUCAACUCCGCUCUCAACCCGCUCAUCUACACGCUUUCCAGCCGUGAGAUGCGGGCCGCCUUCUUCCGUGUGUUAUGCUGCUGUUGCUGUCCAACACAGCUGGACUCUAUACCAACGGUAGCAGGGGCGGCACUUCCAGGAACAGUCAUUCCCACCGCAGAGAACAGCAAAUCAAGCAUGGCUGGGGCGGCAAGUGUUGCGGCUAAGUCCUCCCUGAUGCGAGGUAAAGCUUCCACCCCGUCAAACUCCCACCAUCAGCAUGGGGACACGUCGCCCCCGGCUGUCACGCACCCCUCGGGGCCAGGAGACCUACUGUCUGCGGUGCUGGUAAAAGCUGGGGCGCUUCCUUCUUUAGGGAAGUUUUGAUAAAGAUACUAGGGGAGUCUGCACAAAAGAGCAGGAUUUUGUUAUUUCCCAAGAUGUUUGGCGACGGCUCCUUGCAAUUACAGACCGUUCUUCAGCUCUUUGGGGAUUACAAAUUUGGAUUUGCUUUUAUACAAAAGGCAUCCAUCGAUGAUGAGAUUUCAAAGAUCAACAAACUCAAUCAAAGAGAGAUUGAACAAACGCUGACCAAAGGAUACACAAACUGAAUUUAUUUCAACGUGUAUUAAUAUUUAUGAAACUGAGCAUGUGCUGUGAGCACAUAACAUAGAGCCACUACAGAAUGUAAUCACUCAAAAAGCCUAGGUGUGCAAUCUUUUUUUUUUUUUUUUUUUAUCAAAAUAAUCUAAUUUGCAUGAAGGAAAACACCUUAACAGUAUUAUACACAUUAUUGUAGCACUCUGUGUGCAUGACUGACCUUUAACAUUUUCCCAGUUUAUUACUAGACAAAAACAAUAUGAAUAGUUUGCCGAUCUUACCUAUUACACAAGCUAGCUGUAAUACACUUUGAGUGUUUUUAAAGACUGUGGAUGUUUAUGGUUAAUAUUCUGUGGAUCGGUUUACAUGGCAGAAUGUAAAAGGAGUAAGAUUGUUGCAUUGUGAAUGUGCUGAAAUUUUGAUCGUUCUGCUGAGUAGUACUCGUUAACUGACAUAAAACUGACAUAAAAUUCAAAGUGUGAUUAGUAUAUGUAAGUGGGGAGAAAAACGAGCAAGCUGCCUCGUCUGUCCUGCUUUUAUUGGCAUGUAACCACUAGAGGGAGCUGUGACAUCACACUGAAAUAAUCAACUUCACAGAAUAAUAGCGAUGGCAAGCACAACCACAUUUGUUCUUUGAAUGCAAUCAGAGCACUAUUAUUUAGUCGCUUGGUAGGUGCAUCAUAGUAACCUCGCAAUAAAUGGUUUUGCCUGAAAAAA
Messenger RNA from Puntigrus tetrazona (Sumatra barb), 2763 nucleotides. RefSeq names its product sphingosine-1-phosphate receptor 3a (gene s1pr3a). Bases 634 to 1833 code for a protein of 399 amino acids. Gene Ontology annotation, molecular function: sphingosine-1-phosphate receptor activity. The transcript is spliced from 2 exons. Gene Ontology annotation, biological process: G protein-coupled receptor signaling pathway. Gene Ontology annotation, cellular component: membrane. The record is from RefSeq and is a predicted model, not a curated record. Lineage: Eukaryota; Metazoa; Chordata; Actinopteri; Cypriniformes; Cyprinidae.